Molecule: messenger RNA, 2083 nt
Organism: Arabidopsis lyrata subsp. lyrata
Lineage: Eukaryota; Viridiplantae; Streptophyta; Magnoliopsida; Brassicales; Brassicaceae
Product: putative F-box protein At1g30930
Exons: 1
Coding region: 65-1573 (502 amino acids)
Molecular function (GO): protein binding
Source: RefSeq, a predicted model, not a curated record
UUAAUAUAAAUUUGGAUGGUUCAAAUCCACGACCUCUUAUGUCAUCAUCUAAUUAGGUCUAAGAAUGAAGAAUUGGAUCCCGAUUGAUCUCAUUAUCGAGAUACUCUCUAGAUUGCCAGCAAAAUCAGUAGCUAGGUGUCGUUGCGUGUCAAAGCAAUGGAGAUCCAUCAUUCGCCGUCAAGAUUUCACCGAAUUGUUUCUAACAAGAUCCAAAGCUCGUCCACGUCUCUUAAUUAGUGUCCAACAAGACGGUGAGUGGAGCUUUCUCUCGCUGCCUCAGCCUCAGAAUCGUUACGAGAAUUCGUCUCUUGUAGUAGCUGCUGCCGAUUUUCAUACCAAGUUUUCUGCAGGCAUAAGCCUACACCAUUGUAGCUAUGUCUCUGGUUUGAUCUAUUUUCAUAAUAUGCGCAUCCCAAAGGAAGAUGAAGAUGAACAGCGUGUGUUGUAUGACCCUCUCACUGGACAGUAUGUGAUCUUACCUCAACUUAGAGGUGAAUCGGAUAGCUAUUUAGGGUUUGAUCCGAUUGAUAAGGAAUUCAAGGUAUUGGUCAUGAAUACUAGUUAUUAUACAGCUUAUAAUGAUGUAGAUCAUCAUAUUUUGACUGUGGGAACUGGGAAACUGAGGUGGAGGAAGAUCCAAUGUCCUUUUACUCAUGAGCCUUUUUGGGAAAGGAUAUGCAUUAAUGGGAUUUUGUAUUACUUAGCUCUAGAUUCUGAUGGAAGGUAUUUUAUGGUAGUUUGCUUUGAUGUUCGAUCUGAGAAAUUCAAGCUCGUUGAUAUAGAAUGCCGUUUUGAUCAACUCGUAAACUAUAAGGGGAAAUUAUGUGGGAUUGAUUUGAAGAAUGCUUAUUAUGGUGGAUUUCCCCUUGAGUUACGUAUGUGGGUUCUAGAAGAUGUCCAGAAACGGGAAUGGUCGAAAUAUGUCUACACUUUGAGGGAUGAUAAUAAAGUCGUUAAGGUUAACUAUAAUCUUUCUGUUUCUGGGAUGACUGCUACCGGUGACAUUGUUUUGUUGUUGAAUAAUGCAUCUAAUCCGUAUUAUGUUUCCUACUUCAAUCCGGAAAGGAACACUCUCCAAAUCCAAAGUGUUGAAAUCCAAGGUCUUCGAGCUAAUUGUGAUCGCAUGGCUUAUUACUACGCCUUUGUAGACUAUGUAGAGGAUCUUAGUGUUAACGAUGCGAUGCAACUCAAGUCAAGCCCUUUACAACAAUGCCAAAAUAUCGUUACUGAGAAACCACGACAACGCUGCUAUACGUCUCGUGACCUCUCCAAUUCUGCUCCGUCUGUGAUGAACGAUGUAGAGGAUCUUAGUGUUAAUGAUGCAGUGCUUCAACUCAAGUCAAACCCUUUACAACAAUGCCAAAAUAUCGUUACCAAGAGGCCAAAACCACGACAUCGCCGACAUACAUCACGUGACCUCUCCAAGUCUUCUCCGUUUGUGAAGAACAAGCAACAGAACAAGUACGAAUUCUUAGCAAACAUGCUCUAUCACUCUGUUCGCUUAGCUAUUUUAUUUUUUGCUUUAUUUUGUUUGUUUUUCGGUUUUUUUAGCUAUAUCAUUCGGUUGGCUUAGAUACUGUUUAUGCUUCACAUCCAUUAACAAAGAUACUGUCAUCACAUUUCCCCGUGACAGAGUUUAUGAAUUGUUGUUUCAAAGCAAUAAUAGCUUUUAAGAGACAAGCUAGCUACGACUUUCCUUGGUACAUACUUGGGUCUAGAUCGGUUGAUUGGAACAUGCUCCUUUAGAAGUUUACUCAGGGAAUCAAGAGAACCCUGGAUAAACGUUAUUGGACUAUUUAGAGUAGAACCAAAGCAAAGAAAUUGAAUGACCGAGAACAUCACAAAGUGACAAGAAUGACAAAAACAGUGACAAGAAUGACAAAAAUAUUGACAAGAAUGAUUUGAGGAUGUGAAGGAGUUGGCUUCAACUUCAAUGUCAGCUUGUAAUUCAACUCCCGAAAUAUCCAUAGAAUUGUUUGUUUCAUCUUUUUUUUCCUAAAAAAUAACACAAAGUUAAACUGAUGAGCUCUCAACAUAACAACAGCCUAUAUUCAACAUGAGCUUCUUUCUGGUAUCUGUUUAU